Molecule: messenger RNA, 693 nt
Organism: Amorphotheca resinae ATCC 22711
Lineage: Eukaryota; Fungi; Ascomycota; Leotiomycetes; Helotiales; Amorphothecaceae
Exons: 3
Coding region: 1-693 (230 amino acids)
Biological process (GO): proton transmembrane transport
Cellular component (GO): proton-transporting two-sector ATPase complex, catalytic domain
Molecular function (GO): proton-transporting ATPase activity, rotational mechanism
Source: RefSeq, a predicted model, not a curated record
AUGUCACAAUCACACGCCUUGUCGGACGACCAGGUGUCGCAGGAGCUGAAGAAGAUGACGGCGUUCAUCAAGCAGGAAGCGAUGGAGAAAGCCCGCGAGAUCGAGAUCAAGGCGGACGAGGAGUUCGCCAUAGAGAAGUCCAAGCUGGUGCGGCAGGAGACGGCCGCCAUCGACACCACGUACGAGAAGAAGUUCAAGCAGGCCCAGAUGUCCCAGCAGAUCACCCGCUCCACCGUCGCCAACAAGACCCGGCUGAAGGUGCUGAGCGCCCGCCAGGAGCUGCUCGAUAGCAUCUUCGAGCAGGCGCAGAAGAAGCUGGGCGAGGCCACCAAGGACAAGGGCAAGUACGAGACCAUCCUCAAGAACCUGAUGCUGGAGGGCUUCUACGCCCUGAGCGAGCCGAAGCUGCAGGUCCGCGCGCGCAAGGCCGAUUACGAUUUGGUGAAGAAGGCCAUCGAGAAGGCGUCCAAGGAGUAUAAGGAGAAGACCGGGAAGCCUGUCGAGGCUACCAUUGACGAGGCGAAUCCGCUGCCGGAGGGCAGUGCUGGUGGCCUCUCAAUCGUCGGUGGGGGUGGGAAGAUCGAGAUUAACAACACUUUCGAGGAGCGUAUUAAGCUGCUACAAGAUAACGCGUUACCCUCCAUAAGAACGGCUUUGUUUGGCAAGAACGAGAACAGGAAGUUCUAUGACUAG